CGGCCCGUGCAUGGCCCAGCCAUGGAAGUGGUGGACGAGACGGAGGCUCUGCAGCGCUUCUUUGAAGGCCACGACAUUAAUGGAGCUCUGGAACCAUCCAACAUCGACACCAGCAUCCUGGAAGAGUACAUCAGCAAGGAAGACUCUCCGGAGAUCUGCUUCCCUGAGAUCCCUGCUCCCGCCAGCUACCCGCACCCCCAGCCCUCCAGCUCCGCCAGCAUCCCCGCGCCUCCUGCCAGCUCCAUCAGCAGCGUGAGCAAUCCCUCUCCCAGCGCUCCCCUCCACCUCCCUCCCGCCGGCAGCCAGCUCCCCAUCCGGCAUGGUCCUCUCCUGGCCAAUCCCUGCGGAGCCGCCUACGGAGCUCACCUCAACUGCAACAACAACAAUGGGAUGGUGGUGCCCAAGGGCUUCCUGGGUGGCCACUGCCUGAACAACGUGGUCCCUCCAAUCAAAUCCGAGCCCAAGGCCUCCUACGCACCUGGCACUUUGCCAGACUCUCCCCCGGAUUCCGGAUCAGAAGCCUACUCCCCUCAGCAGGUGAAUGAUCCUCACCUCCUCCGGACCAUGACUCCCGAAAAUAUGUGUCACCUGACUCCCCCUUCCCGCCUGGAGCACCCUCCUCCUCCGCCGCCUCCUCCUCCACCCCCUCACCUCCAAGGUCCCCCCCCACCCCCCCCCCCGCCCCCUCACCCCCUCCAGCCGCAGCACAAUUCCCACUUUCCCGGCCUGCAGCGGGAUAUGUUCCUGAAGGCCGAGCCCCUGAUGCCUCCGUACGGCGUUGGGCCAGGAAUGGCGCCCGCUGAGCUCCACCAUGCCCAGCAAUCCCAGAUGCUGCACCAGCUCCUCCAGCAGCAUGGAGCAGACCUCCCGGUGCAUCCCGCUAAGAAGCGGAAACACUCCGAGUCCCCCCCCAACACCCUCAAUGCCCAGAUGCUCAACGGGCUGAUCAAGCAGGAGCCGGGAAUGGGAUCCGUGCCGCUCAAUCCCGAUCGCGUCCAGACGCCUCCCUGGCACCAGCCGGGUGCGCUCUCGCCAGGCCUGAUUCAGGAUAACGACAGCCUGAACGGCUCCUACCUGGAUCCCAACUUCCAGUCCAUCAAGUGGCAGCCACAUCAGCAGAACAAGUGGGCAACUCUAUACGAUGCCAACUACAAGGAGCUCCCGAUGCUCACGUACCGCGUGGAUGCCGACAAGGGCUUCAACUUCUCCGUGGGAGAUGACGCCUUCGUGUGCCAGAAGAAGAACCACUUCCAGGUCACCGUGUACAUCGGAAUGCUCGGCGAUCCCAAGUACGUGAAGACCCCCGAGGGCCUGAAACCCUUGGAAUGCUUCUACCUGAAGCUGCACGGAGUGAAGCUCGAGGCCUUGAACCAGUCCAUCAACAUCGAGCAGUCGCAGUCGGACCGCAGCAAACGGCCCUUCAACCCCGUCACGGUGAACCUGCCCCCGGAGCAGGUCACCAAGGUCACUGUGGGGCGGCUGCACUUCAGCGAGACCACGGCCAACAACAUGAGGAAAAAAGGCAAACCCAACCCAGACCAGAGGUACUUCAUGCUGGUGGUGGCCCUGCAGGCACAUGCCCAGAACCAGAACUACACGUUGGCAGCUCACAUCUCUGAGCGGAUCAUCGUCCGGGCUUCCAACCCGGGGCAGUUUGAGAGUGACAGUGACGUGCUCUGGCAGCGGGCGCAGCUCCCAGACACCGUCUUCCACCACGGCCGUGUGGGAAUCAACACAGACCGCCCAGAUGAAGCCCUGGUGGUCCAUGGCAAUGUGAAGGUCAUGGGGUCCCUGAUGCACCCUUCGGAUGCCCGAGUGAAAGAGGACAUCCAGGAGGUGGACACCACAGAGCAGCUGAAGCGGAUCUCCAGGAUGAGGCUGGUGCACUACAGCUACAAACCCGAGUUUGCAGCUACAGUGGGCAUUGACAGCACCUCUGAGACAGGUGUCAUUGCUCAGGAAGUGAAGGAGAUCCUCCCGGAAGCUGUGAAAGAUACUGGGGACUUGGUCUUUUCCAAUGGGAAAACCCUGGAGAACUUCCUGGUGGUGAACAAGGAGCGGAUCUUCAUGGAGAACGUGGGAGCCGUGAAGGAGCUGUGCAAGCUCACGGAUAACCUGGAGACACGGAUUGAUGAGCUGGAGAGGUGGAGCCACAAGCUGGCCAAGCUCAAGAGGCUGGACAGCAUGAAGUCAACUGUGAGCUCUGGAGCCUUCAGCCAAACUGGGAGCCAGUUCAGCCGGGCAGGAAGUGUGCCCCACAAAAAGAGACCCCACAAAGUAGCCAGCAAGUCUCCGUCGGUUGUCCCGGAGCAGGCCUGCAUCAGCCAGCGCUUCCUCCAGGGCACCAUCAUUGCCCUGGUCAUCAUCAUGGCAUUCAGUGUGGUGUCCAUGUCCACGCUCUACGUGCUGAGCCUGCGCAGCGAGGAGGAUCUCGUGGACAUCGAUGGGUCAAGCCAGAACAUUGACAAGACGCAGACAGUGCGAUCCACGGCUGCAUCCAACGGAGCCAGCCGCAGGACACCCCCAGAGCACGUCCCAGAUGAGACACAUGGAGCAGCCCUUGGCAUUCCCAGUCACAGUGUGCUGGCCUGUUUCAGCCCUCCCUGUUUUUCCACGUGCUGCUCUGCUGCUCCCACUGACAUCUCCUCUGUUGUCCCCUUGGAGACCAGCCCUGCCCAUGCCACCAACCGGACAGACCAAAGCCAGCCCUCCCUCCUGCCAGUGACAAAUAUCAAAGCCAAAUCCAGGGGCAUCACCGGGAAAUCCACCUCCUACACCAAGUGGCCAAAGACUCCUGACAGGUCUCAGAGCUUCGGCAGCCCCAAUGCCAGCCCCUCCUCCCCCUUCUCCCACAUCCAGGGCAAAUCCAAGUACAUCUCCAACCUCUCGCUCUCCCGCAGCAACUCCCGGCAGCAGCGCAGCCUCCGGCAGCCGGUGAGCGAGCGGCCCCGCACAGAACAGCCCAGCACGGAUGGGCCAAGCCCGGUGCUGCAAUCCAUCCGGAUCCUGGAGAUCAACCUGGCUAUCCGUUCCCAGUACUGCGCCGCUGCCGACGCCUGCAGGACUGGGAAUUUCAGCUACCGCAUCCCUGUGAGCCAGCAGACAGCUGUGAACACCAACCUGACCCUGGAGAUGAACUCCUCCUCCGCUGUGUCCAUCUCCCUUUGUGGGCUGGUCUCCAGUGAUCCCUGCCAGGGUGCUGUGAGUGGGAACAGCUCCACUGACUCCACAGAUGCACAGGACACCACGCACCGCUGGCCUCUGGUGAUGCUGUCCUUCCGCGAGUUUUCCUACCACUUCCGAGUGGCGCAGCCGGGCCGAGCUGACUGCAACACUUCCCUGGAGCAGCUGGGACACCUCUUCACUGACUAUUACUUCCAGUUCUACUGGCUCUGUGAGUGAGUCCUGGCAGCACCAGUGCCCUCUGCUCGGAGACAGGAGGGGAACUGGUGCCACUGGGAGCCUCCCGAAUUCCCUGCUCCACUGGCCCCCAGCCCCACCUCAUCCCCGUGUCCUGCGGCAGCUCCAGAGCUGGAAUGGUGAUGGCUGGAGACGCUGAAGCUCAGCACAUACAGGACCUAAAAGCCACCACCAGCCCCGUGGUGGCUCCUGGGGGGACCUCACACCGAUUCCCAGCAUCCCACAUCCCUCUCCUUCCCUUAUGGGAACAUUUGUGUCCUCCAUCACUUCCCCCUCCCCUUCCAACACUGGAUUUGGAAGCAUCACACUGGACUGAGCAUUGGAUGGCUCUGCCAGAUCUCAGAGGGAUGCUCCUUCCAUGGACAGGAGCCCCAUCCCGGUGCUCUCAGUUGUCCCACAUCACUUCUUCACAACACUGGAAUUGCUUCAACACUGGAGCCCUUUCCAAGAGCCAAAUGCUGGAGUUUGGCCUGGAAAGGGUGGCUGGACCUACUGGAAGUCGUACACUGGAGUUGCUGUUCCUUCUGCUUGGCCCAGGGCCACUUCCCAGAGACUCCCGGACCUGCCAAUGGGCAAGUUCCUCUAGGAACAACCAGAGAAGGAGCAGCUUCGACAUCAUACCCCCUCUUCUUUGUGCUCUUACAUCCCAUAUCCAUGUGGGAUAUCCAGGUCUAAAUGGAUAAACCCCCCACUCAAGCUGCUGCUGAGGCCAUGCCACACCUGGGGACACCUGUCCCCAGGCCAGGGAUAACACAUGACAGGGAUUUACCCACAUUAAGUGUGGUGGGAUCCAUUUUUAUCCGCUUGGAAGUGGCA
Molecule: messenger RNA, 4236 nt
Organism: Pseudopodoces humilis (Tibetan ground-tit)
Lineage: Eukaryota; Metazoa; Chordata; Aves; Passeriformes; Paridae
Source: RefSeq, a predicted model, not a curated record